AUGGGGAAGGGCUCGAGGACUGGCUGCAAGUCGGCCUCCCACCAACUUUUUAAAGAUAAGGCGAAGAACCGUGUGGAUGAUCUCCAAGGCAUGUUUAAUGACCUUCAGUUUGCCCGGAAGGAAAGCCGCUCGAGUGAUGUGGCUAUCCUGGAGGAGCAGGUGAACCAGAUGCUCCGUGAGUGGAAGGCCGAGCUCAAUGAGGCGUCUCCUGCUUCUUCCUUGAUUGUAGUCUACUCUCUUCAUCACACCACUCUAUUUCAUAUUUUUGUUCCUUUUUGUCACGGGUUAGAUCUGAGUCCCAUUUACUCUGUUAUGGUAUCCGGUGGCUGGUUUGCAUAGGGAGCGAGUCAUGUCUCUUCGGAUCUUUCCUCGGAUAUCCGUCGCCUCCUGCAGCUCUGUGAGGAGGAGGAUGAUGCCACUAGCAAGUUGGCGGAAUCGCCACACCUCAACCCUAAGCCUGAGCCUGAUGCGCAGGAAAAUUGCAUUCGGCGUCUUCAAGAGGCUAAGGUUGCUGCCUAUCAAGAGGUGACUUUUCUUGGGUUGUUCUUACGCUGCGGGGUUUCUGGCAUUCCAAUUGGUUUCUAUUCUGAGGAUCACAUAUUACAGUUCUCUCUGUGGACUAUUCGGAUUCGACAAAAUUAUUAAUAGAAUAUUUUUCAGAUAGCCUACACUUCAAGUGACAUUGAAUAAGUCUGCGUUGUCCAUAACAUUCGACAAUGGGCUCUUUCUAAACUUAUGUAACAGAUCACAAAAGUCACCUUCGAGGCGAAAUUUUAUUUGGUAUUGGAGUAAGUUUUGUUCUUUGAUCCACAUCUUAAAUGCCAAAGGUAUCCGUCAAAGGAACACUGUCUCCGUAAAAACGCAAACAUCCUAAUCCUGUUCAAACAUCCUGCAAGAGGAAAAAUCGAAGUCUCUUUUUUUUUAGAAACUUUCAUCUCUCGUGCUUCAUCUGCGAGAUGUCUUGGGGGGACCAUAAAGGACGGAUUCGUCAAGCCCCUCUUCUUUUUACAGACGUAUUCUUUAGUGAAAAAAUUUCACUCGCAUCAUGCUUCGUGAGAAUUUCGGUAUUCACUUCUGAUGUGGUUUUCUCUAAAUAAGCAUCAAACAUACGUAUUAGUCUUAGAUACCCAUAAGAUCCAAAUUUCAGGGUAUUGUUUGUAAAUGGGUCUCACCAGCGGCUUGAUUUAGAUAGGUAGGAUGUCUGUUGCUAGAUAAGUUAUGCUGAGCAUCUAAAUUAUUUGGAUAGGGGUGCAUAUGAGCUGGGUGUUGUAGACCUCGUUUUAUCGAUGCUAGUAUCUGAAAGAGGGUCUUAAUUAAGUUGGGUCAGUGGUCAAAUGUAAGAGUUGGUAGGAAGCAAUUGUGAUUGCAUUGAAUGUGCCUAUUUGGGAGUGUUAGUCUGACAGGAAUCCUAUAGAAUUGGGAAGGAUUAUGAAAGAUUGUAUCAGGCUAGUUUUGUUGGAUCAUACACAAUAGCUAAUAAGUGUGUAGGGGGGGGAAAUUCUUUGAUUUGCAUGUCUAUCUAAAUAAUAGUAAUGUUUCUUGCUUGACUAAAGAUGCGAUUUUUAGUGUUCUUUGACAUAAAAGCGGUUAUAAUGUGUUCUGACUUGUUGGGGACUACACACGCAUAUUAUUGAGAUAUGCAUGUUUUAAAGAUAUUCCCUUACAUAUUUUUGGGAGUGCAGCACAGUAAAUAAUAAAUACAUGUUAAAAUGUAAGAUAUAUGAGUCAUCGUAGGUGGACAUUACAGAAGAAUACAGCAGGAAGAAAAUAAUAGUAUUAAUGUGGUAGUCAUGACAACCAAUGGAGUCAAAUGCCGCGCAUUAAGUUGUCGUAUUAGUUGUAAUGAAGUGAUUGGAGUAGGAUGAGAGCAUUAAUGUAAACAACGAACAGCAAGUAAAAAUUGUACAAUGUCUAUAGACUGCAAAACAAUACGAAAGGUAUCAACAAAAGUAUAAAAGAAGCCAGUAAAAUCAGUCUACAAUGUCCGACUGUAAUCAAUAGCAUCAACAGAGCUCAGUUGGAUUAUGCAACUAUGAGACAGAUGAUUCUGUGCGGUUAGAUAAUCCAAUUGCAUUGUGUUAAGCAUUUCUUCAAUAUUUAUGAGUAAUCAUAAAUUGUUAAUUGUGUAGGACUUGAUAGAUUGUUUUAUGUACAGAUAAUUCACCUUGUUAGUCAUACUCCUAUAAUUGUGUAGAGAGAAACAGAUGGUCAACAUCAACCAACCCCCCCCCCUGCGUUGAUUGGGACGACCAGUUGUUGUCAUAAACAGUUGUCUACCUGUUUGUUGGGACGAUCAGAGUCUUCUACUGUCCAAUUAUAGUGUGCUUGAAUAUGUCUACAGUCGGUAAUAAUAAGGAAGCCGUAAUGGAUUACUUUGGCAGGGUAAUGAUAGUACACAGGCAAUCCUGCUGCAAUACAUUUGGCCCCGGUUGUUUGGGGGGGACUCUUUGUAGCAUGUGACUGACAAACGGGGGUAAAUUGUGUUUCUAAUAUUAAAAAAAAUUAAAAAUAAAAUUGCUGUCAAUUUUGGGUAUAUAAUCCUUCUCCUAGGAUCCAAAUCAUGAAGUACAUUACGUUGCUUCAUGGGACUAGCGAUUCUGAUUUGCUGUGAUUUUUUAAAAUAAGUAAUUGCCUCCUUUCCAAGAUUGGGUAAUGAUUUCCUCUUCCUUAUUCCACUACCCUUUCCUUCCCGUUGUUGUUUUAAUUAUUAGUGUCACUCUUUUUUCCUGUCUAUCGUUCUUUGACUGCUUUUGUGGUAUCCAAGAUCGGCAGUGGUGCUUUGUGGCUUUUGGUUGGGCCUCUGAUAUUAAACGGCGGCAGUGGAAGUGGUCUGCUGAGUCUCUAUUGCACCAAAUAUCAAUCAUUUAUUCCUAAAAUGUAUAGUGGAGAAAGGAGGAUUUUAAAUCUCUCUUCGUGCUUCAAGAGUCGAGAACCAAUUUCUGGCUGACUCUGCCCAUUUUAGAGUAACUCUGGAAUUUUGUUUUCUGAAUUUUCUUAGUAAAGUCGACAGUAGAAUCCGACUGAAUAGGAUCAACUAGCAUCGAUUCCUAUCUUCAAGCUUUGUGUGGUGUCUUGCUGUCUUACUGUGACUCUGGUAGAUUUUUUUCAUACAGCUUAAAAUGUUUAAAGAAUGAAUGUCUUGAACUGUGAAAUGAAUAUUAACUGAUAAGAAAAGAGGUUUCCGCUUUUGGGCUAGCAGAAGGUGUGAAUGUGUUGAAGGUCAAUGCCUUCGCCGAAUUAAAGUAGUUGGAUCGAGUAAUCUUAAUUUGAGAAAUAUCUCGUAACAUAGACAUCCCAAUGUAGCAUAAGUUAGCGGUUCACAAUGCUUCUCUUUUACAAUAUAUGACUUCGGUAUGAGGCAUUUUAGGAUCAAAAUACCAAGUGUUGUAGAUCUCUACGGGGAUGAAGAUUAGCCUGUGUUAUUUGUAGCAAUGGUUAUUUGGGAUCCCAGUAUUUAUCAGGAUCAUGUGAGUAUCAUGAUCAAAGCUUGUAAAUCUGUUUUGCUAUCUGUAAGAGUUUUUUCUAUAGGCUCAUUCAAGUUGAAGUUAGGAUGGCAGAAGUUGCCCCUGAGUGCCAUCAGAAAGAUUGCCAAAGCAGGGAAGAAAUGUGACAUUACAAUGGAAUAUAUUAUAAAUAUACUAAAUUUGAGGCAAUUUCAUGAACUAAGCUGGCUGCUAUCCAUUCUGGGAUUUCUAGGUGAGCUAUUUUGCAAAGCCUGCGGGACUGCAGUCAGGUGUCAACUGUCUUAAAGAUAUUCCCCGCCAUCUAGUUAGCAAUUUAAUUUUCAGUAUUGCGUGUCUUAUUUUUCUGUGAAAGACAUACAGCUGGUGCUGUGGAUCGAAACUAGUUAUUCUUUUGCCAAUCAAACCGACUAAAUUAAAAGCAUACCAACUAUUUCCUUUUUCUUUCUUCUAGUUCACUUACACCUAGGGUCACAUUUUGUAAGGCUUUUUGUGAAUCUGACCUACCAAACAACUUAACCUUGGGUCCCAGAACAGAAUGCAGAGAAAUAAUGACUAACAGAAGGCAUUGUUGACAGCUGUUUCUGACUUCAAGUUCCUGUUGCUGCACAUUCCGGUUUUUAGAACCCAGACGUUGCUGCUGCUCUAUUCUUCUGGUGGUCUAAGUUGCCGUUUAGUAGAGCGGUUGAACAUCCUUGUGCAAAUACAUUCACAUAUCUCAAUUAGGUCAAAAACAUGACAAUGAAAUCAAAGAUUUCAUUGUCAUGUUUUUCUUCUCAGUCAAUAUACAUUCAUAUAACCUUAAUGCAUCGACCUUCCCAUCGCACUUUGCACGACAUUUAGGCGAUGUUUGGCCUCUUUCUUUGUGGUUCUUGUAAGCCGUAUUCAACAUACGCAGGUAAGGGAGAGAUAAAUUUAAAAAUGAAAAAUGAAGGAUAUUUAAUAUGUAUGACUUCUUUUCAAUGUCCUCUUAGUGAUAUGUGUGAGUUAAUUUAUUUCAGUUGUUCUCAAGUGCCUCCAGAUAUUUUGCUACUAUGCACGAGAAAUGAAGUAUUUUUUUUUAUUAAAAACAAUUUUCCUCCCAAGGGGUUAUCUUUCUUACAUAAAAAAGAAACAAUUAUGUCGCAUCUAUAUCACUUUAUUGAUUUUCCAUUGCAUCUUCAGCUACCUGGUCUUCAACACUAUUCUCUGUAUUUUGGUUGAAUUCCAGAUAAUCAUGGGUCAUCAAUUUGCCACCGUUCAAUGUUAUUUGAUUGCAAUCAGUAGAUUUGUUAACUCCAAACUAUGCAUCCUUUAAUGAUUCUCAAGUAUUACCAUCUUUCAUUAAUUCACUUUUUCCAAAUUCAGAUCAACUCACAUCAUGUUCAUCAUUCAAAUUCGUAGGGAUAUUACGCUGAUAGAUUGACAAGUUCAAUAGUAUAUAGUGAAGGAUGUUCUGUGCGUGAUAAAAAAGUAAAGGAUGAUAUUUGCCCAGCCCCGAGUCUUUAAUAAAUUAUAUUUAUUAUAAAUGUCUACACAUCACAUUUUGACUUAUUAAUUUAUUUACUUGACGAGAAUAAUUGCAGUCGUCCUAUCUUACAAAAUUUAAUGCGCUUCUAAAGAAGCUUACAACGUACAUUCUUUUUUUCUGCAUAUAAAACUUAUGAUGUACUUAUCAGCAUGUUAGCCGUUAUUAUCUCAACUCUUGGGUUUGUUUUCCUUUUUCAAAUCUUAACACACUUGCAUGUUUGUGGCACUACCCUCUUUGAGGUAAGCCGUAAAAAGUAUAAUUGCGCUUGGAAUAAUCUUGCUUUUCACUUCAUUGCUUGAGUUACCUUCCUUCUCUUUACGUUCUCAUUGAAUUAUUCUAUUUCCGAAUCAUGCAAUUUUCCUUUCAUGCAUGUAGCUUAAAGGAAUUUAUUUUAUUUUAUCUUAUUUGAACGGAAUUUUUCCUUAUUUGUUACAAAGAGUUUUUUUUUAUAUUACCACUGAUGUAUGCUUCGGGAAAAGGUUGGUUAUGUGGGCUGAAACUUUUCCCUUUGAAACAUCGUUAUUAAACUACUCCAAGAUAGCAGCAGCACCAGUUUGUUCUUUUAUUUGGUUGAGACGCCAUCUAUGUUAUUUUGAAAGACUAAUCUGACACAAUUUUCAUUCUGCAUACGGAGAGGAUGUUUUAAUUGGCAGGCUCUAGAUAAUGUUUCUCUGUAUUAACGAGUGACAACUCUAGGAGUUUUUACUCUGCAUUAGGACAGAUCUGGUGUUCUAUUUAUUGAUUUAGACUCACGUCUACUCUCAGGAUUAUUAUGUGCAUCAGGAGCUGUCAGAACAUGGGUUCCAAGAUGUAGAUGUCUGCAAAACAAAUGUGUCUAUCGGAUUACAUCAUGGCAAUGUAGAUUGCAUGGAGGCUGGAGAUCGUUUGGAUUAUCAACAGUUCAACAUUCAUCAAGAGUUACCGCAUGAUCUUUUCCUUCAGUAUGAUAAUGGUGGACGACAUGGAGAGAAUGUGGCACAACAUAUUUCUGACUUACUUCCAGCAAUAUGCCCACCAGCUUCUGCAUUCUUAAGGCCUAAAUGUGCGCUAUGGGAUUGUCCAAGGCCUGCUAAGGGAUCAGAUUGGUUCCAAGAUUAUUGUAGUUGUGUUCAUGCCAUUUUGGCACUAAAUGAAGGCCCUCCCGGUAUGAAUCCCGUUCUUCGCCCUGGGGGCAUCGACUUGAAGGAUGGUCCUCUUUUUGCUGCUCUCAUUGCCAAGACUCAAGGAAAGAAUGUUGGUAUUCCAGAGUGUGAAGGAGCUGCAACGACAAAGUCUCCUUGGAAUGCUCCUGGUACACGAUCUAUUCUUUCUGGUUUACCACGUAAUUUGUCUCAUUAAUUUGCUCAUAAACCCACGCCACCUGCCUCACAUGCAUCAUAAACAUAUUCUGUUGUAGUCUGCCGUUGAAUGAUCAAUGAGACAACUAGAUUAUGUCGUUAAAUUAUAUCAGCUUACUCCACUUAUGGGCUACUAGUUUCGAAUCAGAUUGAAUAAGAAUGAUUGAAUGUGUCUAGUCCAUUCAUUUCCCAUGAAUUCUGUGUUGGAAAAGAACUGACUUUUUCACGGUUUUAAUUCACUGGAAGGAAAGUCAACCAUGUACCUGUGGCAAUUCUCACUGCUUUAUCAUUCCAAUUCUGCAGAACUCUUCGACCUUGCAGUCCUCGAAGGUGAAUCAAUGAGGGAAUGGCUCUUCUUUGACAAGCCUCGAAGGGCAUUUGAGAGUGGAAACCGUAAACAGCGAUCCUUGCCGGACUACAGCGGGAGGGGUUGGCACGAAUCGAGGAAGCAAGUGAUGAAGGAAUUUGGAGGGUUGAAGAGAUCCUACUACAUGGAUCCACAACCGUUGACCAACUUUGAGUGGCAUCUCUAUGAGUAUGAGAUCAGUCAUUGCGACGCCUGCGCCUUGUACAGGUUGGAGCUCAAGUUUACUGAUUCAAAAAAGAGUGCCAAGGGAAAAGUGUCCUGUGAUUCCCUCGUCAACCUUCAGCAACAGAUGGGGAUGCUCAAUGCAGAGCCUCCCCUAGAUACCAAGCGCUCGGCCAAAGGCAGGACCAAGUUCAGUCAGAAGGACACUCCUGGUAAUGUCUGCCUGUCUCUGGUCAGUGUCAACCAUGACAAUAACGGAGGGCCCCUCUAUCCUUCCUCAGAGCACGGUGGCCCAGCAGCAGAGAAUUAUGUCUAUGGUCCGAGCAUGCCUUAUGGUUACUCAGUCGAGAGCCUGAAUUCUAUCAUGCAUCGUGACAUUACCUAG
Messenger RNA from Spirodela intermedia, 7222 nucleotides. NCBI's taxonomy places the organism in Eukaryota, Viridiplantae, Streptophyta, Magnoliopsida, Alismatales, Araceae. The record is from the annotation of a GenBank genome assembly.